AUGGCCCUCAUUGAACUGAAAUGGAGUUUGUUUCAGGCCAAGGCUGUCUGCUCACUGCUGGUCCUCCUGUGUCCGCGCACAGCUACAGGAAUGUCAGGGUGGGGUGGAUGUUUAGAUGGUCAGGAUGUAUUCACAACAAUCAGAGAAAACAGCCAUUCGGGAGAACUUGUUGUUGAGCUCAUGGCUGAGACCACAAUGGAGGGGGUUCACUGGAGCCUGGCUGGAAACGAUGCUGAUUGGUUUUUCUUGGAUGAAACAAGCAUCCGGCUAAACACAUCAGCGGACAAGGUCCUCGACCGAGAGGCUCAGGGCCCUGUCCUAAUGGCUGAGUUGUCCUGUUAUGAGGACGACACACUUCAGAGUGUGUACAGGAUCAUGGUGGAGAUUCUCAAUGAGAAUGAUAAUUCCCCUGUGUUUGCAGAAAACACUGUCAAGUCUCUUAAUAUCAGUGAGCUGACUCCAGUGAAUACUGUGGUGUUUAAGGUCCAGGCCACGGAUGCCGAUAACGACAAGAUCAUUUACUUCAUCGACCAGGCAUCACCUGAUGCAGAGUACUUCAAGGUUGAUCUUCCCAACAGUGGAGAGGUGAUCCUGUCCAAGCCUCUUGACUAUGAGACCAAAACCAUGCUUACUGUCACCAUCCAUGCCUCAGAAAUGAACACUGCUGAGCACUUCAAUACCAGCGCCAACUUCAUCAUCACCGUCGUAGAUGGAGACGACCAGUACCCACAGUUCCUGCCAUGCAUGCUGCUUUUCCAGGAUGAGACCAGUCACAUCUGCACCAGCCCUGUGUACACAGUCAAUGUCACAGAGGGGGAAGAGGACGUUGUGUUGGACUUCUCUCCUGGUCCAAUUCAUGCAGUAGAUGGAGACAGAGGACUCAGCUCUCCACUCAGUUAUGAGACGAUGAUGGGCGUUUCCUGA
Cottoperca gobio is the source of this 924-nucleotide messenger RNA. Its product is annotated as cadherin-related family member 5-like. NCBI's taxonomy places the organism in Eukaryota, Metazoa, Chordata, Actinopteri, Perciformes, Bovichtidae. The transcript is spliced from 9 exons. Gene Ontology annotation, cellular component: adherens junction; catenin complex; membrane. The record is from RefSeq and is a predicted model, not a curated record. Gene Ontology annotation, biological process: calcium-dependent cell-cell adhesion; cell migration; multicellular organism development. Gene Ontology annotation, molecular function: beta-catenin binding; calcium ion binding; cadherin binding. The coding region runs from base 1 to 924 and encodes 307 amino acids.